Vigna angularis (adzuki bean) is the source of this 1849-nucleotide messenger RNA. RefSeq names its product methionine aminopeptidase 2B-like. Gene Ontology annotation, molecular function: metalloaminopeptidase activity. Gene Ontology annotation, biological process: proteolysis. The coding region runs from base 473 to 1747 and encodes 424 amino acids. The transcript has 12 exons. The record is from RefSeq and is a predicted model, not a curated record. Lineage: Eukaryota; Viridiplantae; Streptophyta; Magnoliopsida; Fabales; Fabaceae.
UUUAUUUCAGAUUUGAGGGGAGUCUCAAUAGAUUUGAUAAGGAUUUAUGGUUGAGCUAAUGAAAAUUAUUGUUUUAUAAUACUCCAAGAUUAAAAAAACAAAAAACUACUUUUAGCUCUUUUUUCAAAUCCUACCAAAACACCGUAUAUGGGACCAUAAUCUUGGUGUGAAAUCCUAUUUCCAGUCAAAGCAGUCAGAGGUGAAACCACCGACUCUGCUCGCGCCGUUGAAGGCUCGCGCCGUUGAAGGCUCGCGCCGUUGAAGGCUCGUCGCAAAUCCUAUCGUGACCCAAUCGCUGCCCACCGUUGUCGUCGAAAGAGAGCUUCAACGAAAACCCACGGUGACUCUGCCCUAGCCCACGCGCUACCGCUUCCAACGGUGACCCUGGUCUGACCCUUUGUCGUUGUUGCUGUAUCGACUGUCGAGGGGCCUGUCUUAUUCACUGCCAUACCGACCGUCGAGCUUUUCUUUCAUGGCGGAGGAAAAUUCUCAAUUGAACAACUUGCAAGAAGAAAAUGGAGCCUCAGAGCUUCAAAGUCUUGUAGAAAGAGUUGGUGACCUUCCUCCAUUGUCUCCAAAAGAAGGAGGUGACAGUAAAGAAGUUUCAAAGAAGAAAAAGAAGAAAACUAGAAGCAAGAAAAAGAAAGAACUCUUAGAACAAACUGAUCCACCAUCAAUUUCUGUUAUUGACCUAUUUCCAUCUGGAGAUUUCCCUGAAGGUGAAAUUCAGCAAUACAAAGAUGAUAACCUAUGGAGAACUACAUCAGAGGAGAAGAGAGAACUGGAGCGCCUGCAGAAACCAAUAUAUAAUUCAGUUCGUCGAGCAGCAGAAGUUCAUCGUCAGGUUCGCAAAUAUAUGAAAGGCAUUUUAAAGCCUGGAAUGUUAAUGACCGACAUAUGUGAAACAUUGGAGAACACUGUCCGUAAGCUAAUAUCAGAGGAUGGCCUUCAAGCUGGCAUUGCAUUCCCCACAGGAUGCUCUUUAAACUGGGUUGCUGCUCACUGGACCCCAAAUUCAGGGGACAAGACUAUACUUCAGUAUGAUGAUGUGAUGAAACUGGAUUUUGGCACCCAUGUUGAUGGAUAUAUAGUUGAUUGUGCUUUUACUGUGGCAUUCAACCCUAUGUUUGAUCCAUUGCUUGAAGCCUCUCGGGAAGCAACUAAUACGGGUAUUAAGGAAGCUGGAAUCGAUGUGCGCCUUUGUGACAUUGGUGCCGCUAUACAAGAGGUCAUGGAAUCUUAUGAGGUUGAGAUUAACGGAAAGGUGUAUCAAGUGAAGAGUAUACGGAAUUUGAAUGGGCAUAGCAUUGGUCGCUACCAAAUCCAUGCUGGAAAAUCUGUUCCCAUUGUGAAAGGCGGGGAGCAGACAAAGAUGGAAGAGGGUGAAUUUUUUGCUAUUGAAACCUUCGCAUCAACGGGAAAAGGAUAUGUACGAGAAGACCUGGAAUGCAGCCACUACAUGAAAAAUUUUGACGUUGGUCAUAUCCCGCUGAGAUUGCCUAGAGCAAAACAACUGUUAGCAAAUAUUAACAAGAACUUCUCUACUUUGGCCUUUUGUAGACGGUAUUUAGAUCGCCUGGGGGAGACUAAAUACUUAAUGGCAUUAAAGAAUUUGUGUGACGCUGGCAUUGUUCAGCCGUAUCCUCCUCUGUGUGAUGUGAAAGGAAGUUAUGUAUCACAAUUCGAACAUACAAUCUUACUCCGACCAACAUGCAAAGAAGUUAUAUCAAGGGGUGAUGACUACUAAUGUGAAGUUGAAGUUUUUUUAAUGUGAUAUUGUACCAUUAUAUUUCUGAACUGUUUUCGCUGUACCAUCAACAUAUCGGUUUUAUAAUUAUAUGUUUCUACA